This is a messenger RNA of Peromyscus eremicus (cactus mouse), 966 nucleotides long. RefSeq names its product vomeronasal type-1 receptor 2-like. Gene Ontology annotation, molecular function: pheromone receptor activity. The record is from RefSeq and is a predicted model, not a curated record. The transcript is spliced from 2 exons. Gene Ontology annotation, biological process: G protein-coupled receptor signaling pathway. NCBI's taxonomy places the organism in Eukaryota, Metazoa, Chordata, Mammalia, Rodentia, Cricetidae. The coding region runs from base 1 to 966 and encodes 321 amino acids. Gene Ontology annotation, cellular component: membrane.
AUGCUGUUAAAUUUGUUUAUCUCAGGUAAAAAGAACAUGGUUCCUGAGAACUUGCCAAUGGGGAUUCUUUUUUUUUCUCUAACAGCUGUUGGAAUUCUUGGCAACUGGUCAGUUCUUCUUCCAUAUAUCAUGUCUGUAUUCACUGGAAAAAGUCUGAUGCCCAAAGACCAGAUUUUAAGGCAUUUGAUUCUAGCCAAUUCCUUGGUCAUUAUCUCAAGAGUAAUUCCUCACAUAAUGGUACAGCUGGGCUUGCAAUAUCUCCUGGGUGACCUUUUAUGUAAACUCACUCUCUACAGUAAUCGAGUGGCCCGGGCCAUUUCCUUGCACUGCACCUGCCUCUUGAGUUGCUUCCAAGCAAUCACAAUCAGCCCCAGCAACUCCAGGUGGAUGAAGCUUAAACACAGAGUCUCCAAGUACAUGGCUCGGUCCUGCUCACUGAGCUGGCUUGUGCAUCUGCUCCUAAACAGCAAAACAGCUAUAGAUGUGAUUGGACCUGAUACUAACAAAAACUUCACCAAGAAAAUCAAGUUGGGGUACUGCUCGGCGUUUGUUGCUAGCAACCUUGUAACUGUACUACGUCUGUUAUUGCAUUGUUUCAUUGAUGGUCUGUAUUUGGGUCUCAUGGUUUGGACCAGUGACUUCAUGAUGCACAUCCUCUACAGGCACAAGAUUCAGCUACAACAUAUUCACAGUGCCCAGCAUUCUCUCAGAGUCUCCCCUGAAGACAGAGCCACAAAAACCAUCUUGACCCUUGUCUGCUCAACACUUGUCUGUACCUUUGUCCUCUCCUAUUCAAUGUCCUUCAUAUUAGUUAUCUAUAAUGUGGCAUUUGACAAUCCAAGUCUGUGGAUAAUCAACAUAUUUACAUUCCUAGACACAUUUUUUCCCACAUUUUGCCCCUUCAUCCUCAUCUGUAAUAACAAAUCUGGUACAAAGAAUCAUUUUCCCUGCUGUAGGAGAAGGUAA